This is a messenger RNA of Phacochoerus africanus (Common warthog), 6860 nucleotides long. RefSeq names its product NHS like 2 (gene NHSL2). Lineage: Eukaryota; Metazoa; Chordata; Mammalia; Artiodactyla; Suidae. Bases 1085 to 4900 code for a protein of 1271 amino acids. The record is from RefSeq and is a predicted model, not a curated record. Gene Ontology annotation, biological process: cell differentiation. The transcript has 7 exons.
GAGGCAGAUCUUACUUCAAGAUAAGGAAGAACUUUCCUGACAUACCUGACAGCCCCGACUGUCCUCGGAUGGGAUGAGCCGCCUUGGGAGAAAGGCUACUCCCCUUCUCUGCAGGCAUGUACAGAUGCUGAAGAAACCCCUGGAGAGGCUGCUGAGGAGGAAGCCGGAGCCCAGAAUGAGGUGUUGGACCAGAGAAACCUCGAGGCCUCUCCUGACCCUAAGCUUUUAUGAUUCUUCAAGUAUUUGUUCAAAUGUGCAGAGCCCUGACUGUUGGUUCUUUAUCUCACUUCCUUCAUUUACUCAUUGAAUCCAUCACUUAAGAGAAACCCAUUCAAAUCUUCUGCAUCCUUCUUAUUCCUCGACGAUGCCCCUGAGCUUCGCCUUCCUUCUCCAACACUACCUCCACCUUCCCUCUCCUUCACCUUGGUCCCCUUGGACCUGACACCCCCCCCUCCAAGCACACACACAGUGGGACUAAGGUGCAAGGAACUGGGCCCUUGGAGGCUCAGGUAAGAGUUCUCAGCAUCCACAUUGGACUUUCCAAUGCAAACUUCUUGGUGCUUCACACAGGUCAUGUCCCUGGUAGGGCUGCAGAAAACCGGAAGAGCUGCGGGGCUUCCCAGAGAAGACCUUGCAGCAUAUGGUAGCAAAAGGCAUCUGCAUCCUGAACCUCUUUCCCAAGCUGAGUUGAGCCCUUGAGGUGGGGGCUGUGGAGAUAAAGUCUUGGUCCCUGAACCCGCCCAACUCAACUCAGUUGACUCUCUUUUCUCCUCAGCCCUCAUAGGAAGUGGGCAUUUUUCCAUUUCUGAAUCCAGAGGCUCAGACGCCCGGGAACUCUCCUAAAGAAACUAUGCGAGGCAGGCCUGGCAGCUAGGGCAGGAGCCCCAGCUCACGGUCCUUCCCCAGCCCGGACUUGGCCGUGGCUCCCUAGAGUGUGUAUCCGCUGUGCUGUUUUUCAGAAGAGUAUGAAGAACAGUACUCAGAGGCCAGACUCCUGGGGCAGACCUUCCGCUCUGCUGAUGAGGCCCCCGAGCCCACCCCCAGCCCAAGGCCCCAGUCUGCCAGGCGUCUGGAGUUUGUACUGAUGGUGAGUUGCCUCUUUCCCCACCUGGGAGAGCCAGCAUGCCGAGCUCACCCCGCGCCCACUGACGGGGGACCUGGAACUGCUUACGUUACCCACUGGAAACUACCGCUCACCUCUGCUCCCCAGCGGAGCCACCCUGAGGCCCCACCAAGAUGGGCCCAGCAGCCUGUCCACGCCUUCUUGCCUCCCAGAGGAAGCCUCCAACUGCCCCGCCUAGACAGCCAUCCUGUGGGCACGGCUCAUCUCCAGCUGGGAGCACACCCUUCCCAUCACCUUCUUUCCCAACAGCCUACAAAAUGGCAGCUGAACGAGGAUGAGACCACCACGCAGGGUGUGAGGGCCCCUGAGGCCUCCCUGAGCCCGACUACGGACAAGCAAGCUGCCUGGAAUAGCCCCUUCCCUCUGCCUGUCCUAGAGGAGAAGCGGUGGCUUCAGCCUUGCCCCAUGCACUCUGACAUCGUGCCCAUCAACGUCUCUGGGCAGCAGUUUGAUAAACACGCAAGUUUGCGACAGUCGUUGUUUAACACAGAGACAGCCGUGAACCCCAAGUCCACCCUGAGGCGGAGGCGGACCAUUAUUGGAUUCUCUAACUAUUCUCAGCGAGACCAAGGUCACAGCAACAGCCCAGCAGGCAGUGUGGCCUGCUCCACCACCUCGGACAUCAGGCCCAGUCAUUCAGUUCCAGAGGGUGUUCAUGGAAGAGUUGCAGUUGGACAGGAAACUCGGUUCCCACAUCUCACCUCGCCAGUACUGAGAAAUCCUUCUAGUGACCCAGAAGAACUUCUCCAGUCUCGUGGUGGCACAAAACCCCCCGGCAUGGAGGGCAUGGGGAUGGUGUACAGCGUCCCCAGUUCUUGCAAUGGACCAACGGGAUCAACGUUCUCCACUUCCUGGAAGGGAGAUGCUUUUACCUACAUGACUCCAAGUGCCGCCGCUCAGAGCAGUCAAGUCAGUGAGAAUGGAAAAAGUCCUUCCUCUGGGAAUUCUUGGGCCUCUCUGCACACACUGCCACCUCUGGUUCCAAAGGAGGCUGCUACCCUCUUUGUCACUCGAGAUACCCCGGCAGGAUGCAGUGGGUCUGCUGGCUACUCUGAGCAUCCUACUCAACGAAGGCAGGUAUCAGAACGACCCUCCAAGGUCAGCCUUCUGACGGGUGGUACCUCGAAGCUGGAGACAGGCCCAGGUGGGGCCAGCAGGUUCCGGGAGCGGUCACUGUCUGUGCCCACAGACGCAGGCACCACAGACAUGGACUACGAGGAAGAACAGAAGGUCAGUGAAGCAUGUGCCCUGCCUUAUGCCAGUACAAGUUCGGAGGGCAGUAACAGUGCGGACAACAUUGCCUUCCUCAGUGUCCAACAGGAGGCCCAGCACAGGAGGCAGAGGUCCAAGAGCAUCUCACUCAAGAAGGCCAAAAAGAAGCCUUCCCCUCCAACUCGCAGUGUCUCAUUGGUCAAAGAUGAGCCAGUCCUCUUGCCGGAAGGUGGGUCAGCACUACCCAAGGACCAGAGGCCCAGGAGCCUUUGCCUCUCCUUGGAACACCAAGGACAUCAUGCAUCCCACCCCGAUGCUCAGGGUCACCCAGCUGUGCCAACCUUCAAAGACCCAGAAGGUGCACAAUUCGCUCACCACUGGUAUCUCACUGACUGGAAGUCUGGGGACACCUACCAAUCCUUGUCUAGCUCCAGCACUGCCACUGGCACCACGGUCAUUGAAUGCACCCAGGUGCAGGGCAGCUCCGAGUCUCUGGCCUCCCCUUCCACCUCCAGGGCCACGACACCUUCCCAACUUUCCAUCGAGGUGGAGGCCAGAGAGGUGUCUUCCCCAGGAAGGCCUGCUGGGCUGAUGUCACCCUCCAGUGGAUAUUCCAGUCAGUCGGAGACACCCACACCUACUGUCUCCAUGUCCUUGACCCUGGGCCACCUGCCCCCUCCAAGCGGCAGUGGCCGGGUGCGUCCAGUGGUACCUGAGAGGAAGUCAUCGCUGCCCCCGACCUCACCAAUGGAGAAAAUGUCCAAGUCACGGCUCUCUUUUGACCUACCCUUGACCUCUUCGACCAACCUGGAUCUGUCAGGGAUGAGCAUCUCUAUCCGAAGCAAAACCAAGGUCAGCCGGCAUCACUCAGAUACAAAUUUUGGGGCCAAGCUGGCCCAGAAAACUAGCCCAAACCAGCCAAUCAUGCCCAUGGUUACACAGUCUGACUUACGUUCUGUUCGCCUGAGGUCCAUCAGCAAAUCUGAGCCGGAAGAUGACAUCGAGAGCCCUGACUAUGCCGAGGAGUCAGGAGCAGAAGUCUUGACCUUGCCAGAGAGAAAGAUGAAACCUCCCAUAGCCGAGAAGCCCCCACUGACCCGAAGGCCACCAAGCUUGGUCCACAAGCCACCGUCUGUCCCCGAGGAGUACCCACUAACUUCACCUACCUUGGCUUUGACCCCCAAAAGCUCAAUUCAGCACAUGAGGCCACUCCCUCAAGACAUCUACACGGUGGUGCGGAAACCAAAGUCCUCCAGCUGCCCUGAGGGCAGAAGCCCAGGGGAGUCGACAGCACCCUCACCUCUUGUUUUCAUGCCUUUUGCCAGUUCCUCUGGUGCUUUCUUCUCAGGAACACAGCAACCUCCCCAGGGAAGUCCGGAGGAGGAGGGCCCCAAGGGGAGAGCCUUGCCUGAAAGAAUCAGCCUCCAGAGCCAAGAGGAAGUUGAGAAAAAGAAAGGCAAGAUCCCACCUCCCGUCCCAAAAAAGCCCAGCGUGAUGUUCCUGCCUCUCACCUCACCCACAGCUCAAAUGGAGGCCUACUCGGCUGAACCAAGGCUGCCUCUCAGCCCCAUCAUCACCCUGGAGGAAGACUCCAAGGGUCUCUCAACCGGUGACCACCUGCAAUUGGCUGGUACAAGGACAAUUUCCCUGCCGCAGGCUGACAGUGAAAGGGAGGCAAGCCCUCUGGGGAGUUCGGGAGAACCAAGCACCGAAGAAAAGAGUGUAAUCAGUGAUAAAACAGCCGAAUGGAUUGCGGAAGAUGAUGAUGAUGUGUUUGUGGCUUCACGCACAACUGAAGAUUUAUUUACUGUGAUACACAGGUCCAAAAGAAAGCUGCUUGGCUGGAAGGAGCCAGGUGAGGCCUUUGCCAGCAGCAGCAGACCGAGCUCCCAUUCACCAAUAAGGAACACGGCUGAGUCUCCCACCAGUGAGUCGGCUGCCCCUGCAGGGUCAAGUGGUGGUGCCAACCUAGAUGCUGGCAGAAACGAUGAUUUCAAGGCCUUGCUGCAGAAGAAGGGAAGCAAGGCAACUCCAAGGUCCCGCCCCUCAGCAGCCGAACUGCUGAAGACCACUAACCCGCUGGCUCGGCGAAUUAUUGCACAGUUCUCAAAAGACUACGAAACCACCGAUAACCCCGUGGUAUGUACCAAGAAAAAACUCUCAGAUGCAGGGGCACAUGUGCCAUUUUUUCAGUUAGUGACCAGGCUGCUCCAUUCCUGGCUCCUGUCACAGAGGGGCUCAGUGAGGGAGCAGAUUGGGGGCUGCCAAACCCAGGGGACACAGGGUGCAUUGCUGAUUAUUCACUUUCCCAGAGAGGCCUUGAUGGCCCUGCGUGGAGAAACAGAAGGACUCGGAUGCCUCUUCAAGUUUAACAGUUUAACUCUCCUCUGCGAGAGGUUUGCAGAAAAUGUUCUGCAUGCGAACGCAGCAUCGUGCUCAUUGUACAAGUUACCCGACACUCGUCUCCUCCUCCAUAUGUAUGAUGGUGAAGAAAUAGCAACAUGUAUGUUCUUACCUCUCCUGAUCAAUUGUAAAUUACAAAUCUUUUCAUUAAUUUUUAAAUGAGAUAUAUUUACUCUGGUUAGCAGUUAAAAAUUUAUUCUUUUUAUUAUAUUUCAUUGCUACUUUUUUCUACUGACUCCAAAGCUUACUUUGGUGAAUAUUUCUUAUUUCUAGAUUGUUGUAUUUAUCUUAUUUCUAUAUUUAUCUAUAGUCACAGAAUGUUAGAGCUGAAAGGGACCAACCUCUCAUUUUACAAAUAAAGAAACUGAGGCCCCCAAAGUCAAUUAACUUACACAAGGUCAUGCAGUGGCAGGGCCCAGCCUCAAUCUCAGCUCUCCUGCUUCCGGGCCCAGUGUUUUUCAUCUAAAGCACUGCAUUUAUAGAAGACCCAUAGCCGGCUUCUACUUUUAUGACACACUAAUUUCCCAGGUAUUUCAGCAGACAGUAUGUAUGCUUUAAGGAAAAUGUUCAAGAGUUCUUUAGUUCAUGGAUCCAAAUAUAAAUCUGGAUUUUUGGUUUAGAAAUGUUCAUUUCCCUCCGAAUUCAAUAUAUGUGCCCUACUCUAUGGAGUGGAUAUUUUCCCUAAAAGUUAUUUGCAAAAUGAAUUUUUAUAGAGCAUAUUCCAUUUUUUAAUAGAGAAACUUCCUAUGUAAAGGAAUCUUCUGGUGACUUCUUUUGAAAAACAAAAAAUCCUCUUGUCAAUGCCCCGUAAUGUCUCCACUUCUUCUCAGUGUGAACUUUUGUGAUUGGUAUUUAUUUCAAGCAGAGCUAGCCAAUAUAGGCUUUCCUAGAAUCUACUUUAUCCUUCCCUUCUUAAACUUUCUAAGAUCAUUUCAGACUUUUAGAUGCUCAUGAGACACUGAAUUGAGUUCCAGAAGCCUCACCCAACGAAAUUUUGUCAAUCCCUGGGCUCAAACUCUAUCUCCAUUUUCUCAAACCAUGGCAGAAUCCCCUAAGCAGUAUGAGCUCUGCAUGUGGUCUCUUUUCCAGAACAUCCUUUACCUAAUGCAAAGAAUGACUAGUAUGACUCUCUCUUUUGCUUAUUGUCAGGCUUCCUUCCAUAGCUCCUGUGUACCUCAGUAGUCUGGCUUAGUGGACUUGCAGGCAGUGCAACUCAUAUGGAGUGGUGUUCUCGUCCUUCUCCCGGACCUCCCCUGGUUUCCCUUUCAGGAAUACUCAAGACUGAUGGGAUGUUUCUCAUCAUCUAGACCAGAGGUAGACAAACUUUUCCUGUAAAGGGCCAGAUAGUAACUCUUUUAGGCUGUGUGGGCCACGGAUGACCUCUGCAGCAUAGUCUUCUUCUUCUUCGUUGCUGUUAUUUGUUUGCUUGCUUGCUUUACAACACUUUAAAAAUGUAAAUACCGUUCUUAGUUCUCGGGCCAUACAAAGCCGAAGACUGGAUGUGGCCCGCUUGUCAUAGUUCGUUGACUGCCAGUCCAGCCUAUCUCAUGUGAUGGGCGUCUUUGUGACCGAACCCACUUGAUGACUGGGUUGUGUGCUGGAUGAUAUGGCUCAUUGACGUCCCAUCGGCCACGCUGUCAGACCAGCCUGCACAGAAGUGGGUGGAGAGGGGCUGCACGUGCUAACCAGCACUCCUCGACAGCUGCCCUCUGGUUUUCUCUCCAUCUCUGUUUCUGUCUCUCUGACUACCUCAGUCUAGAAACCCUCAUUAUUUUCUCCAGAUCUCCUGGCCUGGUUAUCCAGUAUGCCUCUGCCUCCUCGAGUAUGGGAUGAGCCUGCAGGAAAGAAUGGAUUUAUGAGCUCUAUUAUUUCUCUUGUCCCAAACGGUGGGUGGGGAACCCUGCCAUGGAUCAUCUGUCUCCCUCUGCCCCAUACUGCCAUCGCAAGUUCAGGGCUGUCUGAAAAGCCUGGUGGCCCAGGCUGUGAGAUUCUGGUUCAGUCUACAAUUUCCUAGGGAAUUCAUCAGUUCUCUUGGUUCCAGUGGCUGGUUUAAAACCCAGAAUGUCCAUGUGUCCCUUUUCUUUUCUUUUCUUUCCAGGGCACACCUGCAGCAUGUGGAGGU